Messenger RNA from Zalophus californianus (California sea lion), 1920 nucleotides. Its product is annotated as POM121-like protein 2. The record is from RefSeq and is a predicted model, not a curated record. Lineage: Eukaryota; Metazoa; Chordata; Mammalia; Carnivora; Otariidae. The transcript is spliced from 2 exons. Bases 691 to 1515 code for a protein of 274 amino acids.
AUAGUUACAUUGUGGAGGGCUGUCCUGUGUAUUGUAGGAUGUUUAGCAGCAUCCCUGGCCUCUACCCACUGGAUGUCAGUAGCCCCCCAGCAAGUGACAACCAAAACUGUGCCCAUACAGUCUCUGAUGUCUGGUGCAAGCUCACCCCUGCUCAAGCACCAACUAAUGUGUGCUAAUCUCUAAUAUCCGCUAACACAUGAAAUCCUUUACCACCUAGUGUGUGAAAAGAAACAUUGUCAAUGGGAAAACGGCUUUUAAUUAAUCAACACAUUGGUUUACUAGUAAAAGCAUAGGGGUGAUCUACUUAUUACUGCCUAUAGCUCACCAGCAGAAGACUGUUCUGGAGGAUUCUUUACCUACAAACCAGAAUGACACCCACUCGUUAUGCUGCAGAUGUGAGAAAUUCUGUAGACAUUUGAAAGAAAAAGACAUUAUAAGAAAUCAGUACACGGUGGCAUGAGACCGUCCAAUCUCAUGCUGUGAUCACCUGAAGACAUACGUUAGUGUCAGGUACAAAAGCCGAAGCCCUCGUGGCCCCCCUGCCUAGAAGCCAAGCGUCUGGGACCUGCAGUGGGAGCUGGAGGUUCCCCUGUCCUCAGCGGCGGGCACCCGGGGCAGUCGCUGUGUCCGCGGGGCCCUGGCCUGGCUCGUGCCGGACCCGUGUCCAGAGCGUUCCCCACGUGAGACUCCAUGUGCCGCCCUCGCGCCCUGAUACCAACAGUCGCUCUUAGACCUGCGAGUUCCCCGUCUGCCGACACUUGGGGCACUUGUGAAGGCCGGAUUUCCCCGUCAAAGGCCCCAACCCCGCUGCACCGCGAACAUGGGCAGCUACCUGGGCAGAGCCAAGGCCACGCUGCCACGCCCCUCUUGGAGGCGCCAGUCCCUGCGGCCCAGGCCAGCCCACCGCCCCCUGGGCCUGGUUCAGAGCCAAGUCAUCUCCAUUCACGGGGAGCGCUGGAUCGGGAGCCGGCCCCGCCCCACCUGGACCACCCCAGAGUCCAGAGGGCGAUAGUCCCCAAGGCCUGGAGGCGCUUUCACAGCAAGUCACCCCUCCACACCUUCCUGGGGUUGGAUUUCUCUAGCAACCGCAAGAGUUUCAUGAAGCAGUGGCUUUGGAAAGCCCAGAACCUCCUAAGCAUCUGCAACAUGGUGACCAUCAAAAUCACUCCUCCUGAGCGCAGUGGGAGCUUCAACAGGGGUCCACCCAUCCCGGAGCAGCUGGACUGCUGUGCCAAGGAGACCCGGCUGAGGGCUCGGAGCCCAUGCAGGAAAAGAAAGAGGAUCCACAGACCUCUCCAGUUUGAAGCCACCCCCACGAAGAGAAGGAGGCCGAGCCCAGGGGCCAGGCCAUCUGCCUUCAAGCCUGUGUGGAAAGAUGGAGUGGUCCCUUCCUUUGUGCCCAGGCCGGGGCCUCUGAGAAGGGGCCUCUGCUCCUGGCAUCCUGGUGACGGAGCGGACGCCCACCCCGGGCCUGACCUGCUGCCAGACCACCGCAGAGUCCCAGGCCUCGACUGAAGAGCUGAUGAUCAGCACUCCCCAGGGCCUGGGCCCUCCUGCAGCCUGGGGUCCCCCUUGACUCCUCAGCCAGAGCCCUACCCCCACCACUUCCUGAGACUCAAAGCCACAGUUCUUUUACCCUGCUGACCCCUGCUUGACCCCUGCAUGAGUGACUGACCCCACCAGUCAGCCCUCACCACCCCAGCAUGCAGCCCCUCCAAGCACCCAGACCCACCUCCCCUCACCCUGCAGAGUCCACACUGAAGAAGCACCGUUGCUUUCAAAACCUCUGCCUUCCUCCUGCCCACCCACUCCUCCUGCCUUUUCCCUGGAAACACUCUGAGCAGGAAGGCAUGCUUCUCCCCUAUAUUCCCAGUUUCUAGAGUGAAAACUGGUGUUCUUAUUUUUAAAAUAAUAACGAAC